Molecule: messenger RNA, 1486 nt
Organism: Ceratina calcarata
Lineage: Eukaryota; Metazoa; Arthropoda; Insecta; Hymenoptera; Apidae
Gene: RpL4
Product: ribosomal protein L4
Exons: 7
Coding region: 106-1404 (432 amino acids)
Biological process (GO): translation
Cellular component (GO): ribosome
Molecular function (GO): structural constituent of ribosome
Source: RefSeq, a predicted model, not a curated record
GUGUAACUUCCGUUUGCGUCCUUCUUCCUUUACGACCAGGUAAGGCAUACGAGCUGCCUGGUUCGCUGAUAUCUGAUGCGUGAAAAGUUGUAAAAAGGACGCCCGAUGUCGUUAUCAACGGCGAGACCUCUUGUUACGGUGUACACCGACAAGAAUGAAUCUUCGGAAGAUACAAUUUCCUUACCGGCUGUAUUCAAAGCCCCAAUCCGACCUGAUAUUGUGAACUUUGUUCAUCAACAAGUUUCAAAAAACAGUAGGCAGCCCUACUGUGUGUCUAAGGAGGCUGGUCAUCAAACCUCUGCUGAGUCAUGGGGUACUGGACGUGCCGUCGCACGUAUCCCCCGUGUGCGAGGCGGUGGUACCCAUCGCUCUGGCCAGGGUGCGUUUGGCAACAUGUGUAGAGGUGGACGCAUGUUCGCACCGACAAAACCGUGGAGACGGUGGCACCGUAAAAUCAAUGUGAAUCAAAAGAGAUACGCAUUGGUUUCUGCCAUCGCUGCAUCUGGUGUUCCAGCCCUUGUACAAUCUAAGGGUCAUAUGAUUCAGGAAGUCCCGGAGUUCCCACUAGUUGUAUCUGAUAAAAUUCAGGAGUACAACAAAACAAAACAAGCAGUAAUCUUCCUCAGGCGUAUGAAAGCAUGGAACGAUAUCCAAAAGGUAUACAAGUCUCAACGUUUCCGUGCUGGUAAGGGUAAAAUGCGUAACCGUAGGCGGAUACAACGUCGCGGACCUCUGAUCGUGUACAACCAAGAUCAGGGUAUUCGUAAGGCGUUCCGUAACAUUCCCGGUGUGGACCUUAUGAAUAUUAAUAAAAUGAAUCUGCUGAAACUGGCGCCUGGUGGUCACGUUGGGCGAUUCGUGAUUUGGACAAAAUCCGCUUUUGAUAAGCUGGAUGCUCUUUACGGAACCUGGCGCAAAGAAUCCCAGUUGAAAGCAGAUUACAAUUUACCUUUUCCGAAAAUGGCGAAUACUGAUCUCUCCAGACUUCUAAAGGCUGAAGAAAUCCGCAAAGUAUUGAGAGCGCCAAAGAAGAAGGUGGUUCGCAGCGUAAAGAAACUGAAUCCAUUGACCAACACCCGCGCGAUGUUGCGUCUUAAUCCAUACGCUGCUGUUCUGAAGCGCGCGGCAAUCUUGACGGCGAGGAAACGCCAACAAGAGAGGGAUAUUCUUCUCGCGGAGAAGCGUGGCAUCAAGCUGCCGAAGAACACGCCCGCCGUGAAGACUAAGUUGCUUCAGGAGAGACGUAAGAAGCAACUUUUAGCCGCGAAGAAAGCGAAGCCUAAGAAGAUAAUCACGAAGAAGGCUUCUACUCCCGCACCAGUGGCAAAACCAGCGAAGGCGACAAAGACCGAGAAAACAGCAGCAAAGAGCGCAACGAAAAAAGCCGCGCCUGCUAAAAAGUAAUAAUUUUUUAUCAACAACUGGUUGUUGACCCAUGAACUUUAUUUGUUUUGAAUAAAAUGUGGGAAGACGACUAUAGGGUGAA